Messenger RNA from Melampsora larici-populina 98AG31, 2009 nucleotides. RefSeq lists its product as uncharacterized. NCBI's taxonomy places the organism in Eukaryota, Fungi, Basidiomycota, Pucciniomycetes, Pucciniales, Melampsoraceae. The transcript has 9 exons. The record is from RefSeq and is a predicted model, not a curated record. The coding region runs from base 14 to 1642 and encodes 542 amino acids.
CUUGUCCUCAAAGAUGCUUUCUCUAGAAAUUCAAACAUGUUUAAAUCCAAGUCAAGCUGAUCACAUGUAUACUACUCCUACGAGGAAAGACGAUUCGCAAAAUCAAGUUGUAAGGAGACCUUCACAAGAAUUCAACUUUGAUUCGACAUUAAACAUUCCUCAAAGUUCGUGUUCGACGGUGUUCAAAUAUGGGACUGGAUCUAACUCUGAUCUAGCAUCAAAAUCAAGUCAAGAUCAAUUAACUUCAAACUGGAAUCUUCAACCUACUUCCUUGUCUUUUGAUUCAUUUCAAGCUGUUGCAGAAAAAUCACAAGUUGUUAAAGUAGAGAAAGAUCAAAAUACGACCCAAUCAGACGGAACCGCAGUUGUGAAGAAAACAUUUUUAACUAACUUGAAGUCUCAUUGGUUGGAUUUCUCAACUUGGUUUACACCUUACCGACACCUUUUCUUCAAGAUUGUGACGGUUAAUGCUGUGAUAAUACUUUCAAUUAUAUUUGAUUCAAAUGGUGGUGCAAAUAGAGAUCUCUCUUUGGGGGUGACAAUCAACAUAUUUGUUGCUAUCGCAAUUCGAAAUGAAUGGGUGCUGAGAUUUAUUUAUUGGAUUUUCAUCAAAACUUUCAGUAGUCCAAGGAUUUCGAUCAAGAUUAGAAAACAUAUCGUUGGAGUUUUAUAUCAUAUUGGCGGGCUUCAUAGUGGUUGUGGUACAUCUUCUUUGCUUUGGUUAACAGUAUCAGCAUAUAGACAUUUCAGAAACCCAAAUCAAUUUCAUCCAAUUGUGUUGACUCUUUUAUCAAUCUCAAUCGGGUGUAUCUUGAUCACUUGUAUCACCGCUACCCCUAUAUUUCGUGGUAAAAGGCAUAAGCUAGGAAUCGUUUGUACUUUACUUUUCGUAACCUUGGGACAUUUAUUAUCAAAGACAAAAUCAACUCGAGAUGUGAUGCCUCUUGUACUUGAUGUCCAAUUUUGGUUGAUGAUCAUGAUUAUCUUCUUUAUCAUUUCUUCGUGGAUUACAAUUCGACUUGUUAAUGUCGAAUGUUUUGUAUCCUCCAAGAAAGCUACGGUGAUCAAAGUUCCAGGUGGGUUGACUUCAGGUCUUCAUACCAGAAUCUCACGUGGUGGUUUAAAAGAAUGGCACAUCUUUGGAUCAAUAAGUGAAGGAAGACGUUCAAAUUGUCAUUAUAUUGUAGCAGCCGUUCAAGGUCAAUUCACCGGGAGUUUGAACUUAGAUCAACCUACCAGACUGUACACUAAACUAUGGAAGCCUGCUGGAUUACCAUACUUUUCUAGAAUGUUUAAUAGAGGAGUAGCAAUCUGUACAGGAUCAGGUAUUGGAGCAGUAGCUUCAACUUGUAUCCAACAUUCAGAUUGGUUUUUGAUUUGGAUUGGACCUGAUCUACAAAACACUUAUGGAUCUGAAUUAAUGAAUCUAAUUGAAGAUAAGAUUCCAAAAGACAGAAGAUUGAUUUGGGAUACUCGUGGUCCUUUAGGUAGACCUGAUGUAUUUUCACUUUUAUCUCAAGCUUAUAAAGAUUGGAAUGCUGAGGUGGUGCUUUUUAUUGGUAGUCCUGCUUUGAAUAAAAGCGUACUUAGAUCCUCAAGAGAACAUAACAUUCCCUUAUUUGGAUCCAUCUGGGAUGCAUGAACAUUAUCACACUCAUUUAUACUUCGAUAUUUCACUAUUUUAGUCUACAUACUUGAUUUUUGGCAUUUGGGGUUCCCUAUUUUUCUCCUUUUUCUGCCUUUUGUUUCACGGUCAGGUUAUCUGUAGGACUCUUUAUUAUCCUCAGAUACCUCAAUUUCGAACAUUUUUUGUUUUCUUUCAGACUGUUGUACUUCAUAGGCAUAUGGGCCGCAAGCUUCUGUUAUAAUUCUUGGACUCUUAUUUGUACAAUUUUUUAUAAGUCUGUUGAGCAUUUUGUGAAAGUACCUUCCGUAGAAAGACUUCACUAAUUCUUUGGUCUCAAUUUUCAUGGGGCUUGGAGAGAAGUGAACUAUAUUCUCAAGCCUCA